Messenger RNA from Eimeria acervulina, 5031 nucleotides. Its product is annotated as alpha-glucosidase II, putative. Gene Ontology annotation, molecular function: alpha-glucosidase activity. The record is from RefSeq and is a predicted model, not a curated record. The coding region runs from base 1 to 5031 and encodes 1676 amino acids. Gene Ontology annotation, biological process: carbohydrate metabolic process; N-glycan processing. The transcript is spliced from 9 exons. NCBI's taxonomy places the organism in Eukaryota, Apicomplexa, Conoidasida, Eucoccidiorida, Eimeriidae.
AUGGAGACAGAAAAAGCAAAGACAAAGGAUUUUAUUACGAAGGCAGCAGAAGCCCCCUUCUGCUACCGCUAUCAGCUGUACACGCAGCUUCUGCUGCUGCUGCAGCAGCAGCACCGCAAACAGCAACUGCAGCACCAGCAGCACGUCAACCCGCACCCGCAGCUGCACCAGCAGCAGCAGCAGCAGCAGCAGCAGGUUGCAGCGCACUUCCCAGCGCUCUAUGAAGCCAUCCCUGACUCCUUCCGUCUCCACACACACACCCAGCUGCAGCAGCAGCAGCAAAAGCAGCAGCAGCAGCAGCAACGGCAGCGGCAGCACCACGAGCACGCGCUGCUGCAGCAAGAGCAGCAGCUGCUGCUGCAAGAAUGGACCUUCUCUAUGACUGUACGCCGCCCCAGCGACGGCUUGCUGCUUCUGCUGCAGGUAGCUGUCUAUACACCAGGAAUCGUUCGCCUCCGUUUAUCAGAGCAGCAGCAAACACAGCAGCAGCAACAACAACACCAGCGACGAGAACAGCAGCAGCAAAGGCCUUUUGCUGCUGCUGAGUUUGUGCUGGAAUCGAAGCAGCUGCAGCAGCAGCUCGUCCAACGCUGCAUUGUGCAGCAGCAAACAAACAAAACCCUCAUCACAACAAAAUGCGAACCCCCUACACAGUCAGCAGCAGCAGCAGCUGCUGCUGCUGCUGCUGCUGCUGCUGCGACCUCUGCAGAGGCGGGCGCGCAAGGAGAAGCAAAGGCAGCAGCAGCAGCAGCAGAAGCAGCAGCUGCAACAAGAGCAGCAGCUAAAAUGCUUGACUGCAGCGCUAGCGAUGCUUUGGGCCCUGACUGGCUUGCUGCCACUUCGACAGGAGCAGCAGCAGCACCAGCAACAGCAGCAGCAGCAGCAGCAGCAGCAAACGCAGCAACACAGGCCCCCCACCCUUGCUGCAGCGUCGCAGAGUAUGACCUUCCUUGCACCAGCAGCAGCAGCAGCAGCAGCGACAGCAGCAGCAGUUUGUUUGAGUUGUCUGUAUGUGUGCAUCAUCUGCCUUUUGCGGUGUCUGUACACCUCAAUGGGAGAGAGCUGCAGCGGCUGAACGCGCAGCAGCUGCUGAACUGGGAAGGCAGCAGCAACACACAAUGGAGUGCUGCUGCUGCUGCUGCUGCUUCUGAUGCUGCUGCUGCUGCUGCUGCUGCUUCGACCCAUGACUAUCACCGGAGGCAACAGCAACUACAACGGCAGGAGGAAGAACAGCAGCAGCAACACCAGCAGCAACAGCAACAGCAACAGCAGCAACAUCCCCAGGACCAGAAGCGCAAGCAUCAUCAUUAUCAUCAUCAUCAUCAUCAUCAUCAGCAUCAGCAGCAGCAGCAGCAACUGCAGCAGCAGCAGAAGCAACAGCAGCGGCAGCAUCAGCAUCAUCAUCAUCAUCAUCAGCAGCAGCAGCAGCAUCAACAUCGUGAGCAGCAGCAUCAACAUCGUGAGCAGCAGCAACACCAGCAGCAUCAGCCGCAUCAGCCCCAGCAGCAGCAGCAGCAUCAGCAUCAGCAGCAUCACCACCACCACCACCAGCAGCCGCGAGACCUUCGUGAAGCCUUAGCAGCAAGAGGCCUUUCGCUAGAGCAGUAUCUCUCCCUUCUAUCUAAAGCCGUCGGCCCCUUAAGUGCAGCAGCAGCAGCAGCAGCAGCAAAGGCAGCAAAGAGCUCAGGAUCGAUUUCACGUGCUGAAGCAGCAGCAGAAGCUGCAGCGGCACCUGCAGCAGAAGCUGCAGCAGACGCAGCAGCAGAAGCCGCAGCAGAAGCAGCAGUAGCUAAGGCAGAGGCCUCGCAGGUGGCAGCAGAAGCAGCAGCAACAGCCACAGCAGCAGCUGAUGCAGCAGCAGCAGCAACGGAGAAGACGCUUGCAAGCCGGGCUGCUCUCAAGCGCAGAAAGAGCGAAGCAGCAGCAGCAAGCGAAGCAGCAGAAGCAGCAGCAGCAAGUGAAGAAACAGCAGCGGCAAAAGCAGCAGCAGCAAGUGAAGUAGCAGAAGCAGAAGGAGCAGCAGCAGCAGCAGCAGCAGCCACCGCGGGGGCCGGAGCAGCAGUGAGAGCAGCAGCAGCAGCGGACCUCGCCGAAGCAGCAGCAGAAGCAGCAGCAGCAGCAGAAUCAGCUGCAGCAGCAGAUGCAGCAGCAGUAGCAGCAGAGCUGCUACCUUCUAAACUAAGAAACGCUCUUGACGUGGACAGGAGCCCUAGUGCGGCUGCUUGUGAGUUUGCUGCUGCUGCUGCACCUCCUGUUGCUGCAAUGUUGAGGCAAGAGGAGCAGCGGGAGAUACCGGAAGCGCAGCAGCAGCAGCUGCAGCAGCUGCUUGGGGCCCCGAUUGAGAAGCUGCUGCAGUAUACGGAGGAGCAGCAGCAGCAAUCUGAGCAGCAGCGGCUGUAUCGGUGCUGCAGCAUUGGCUGCGAUCUCACCUUCAUUAGUGCUGCUGCAGCAUACGGCCUGUACUCUCAUUCUGCUGCAGCAAACCUUAAGAAUCUUGAAGAGCCUUACAGGUUGUUUAAUGUAGAUUGCUACUGCUGGAAACCCGAGUCUCCUGCUGCUCUUUAUGCUUCAAUGCCGCUUCUCUUUGCUCUGCACAAACAAACAAAAACAAAAAAUCAGCCUCAUGCCUCUGCCUUCGUCUUUAUAAACGCAGCAGAGACAUUCUUCAGAGUAAACUAUAACAAGCAGCAGCAGCAGCAGCAGCAACAGCAACAGCAGCAGCACAUGGGGUGGCAACAACAACAGCAGUGCGUGCAACAACAGAUGAACGAUCAGCAUCAGCCCAUGAAAGAACAGCAACAGCAACAGCAGCAGCAGCAGCAGCAUCCUGCUGCUGCUGCUGCUGCUGCUAAUGAUGAUGAUGAUGAUAUGCUUCGUUGCUGGUUUUGUAGCGAAGGCGGUGUCUUUGAGUGUUUAUUUUGCUGCGGGCCUUCUCCGCUAGAUGUACAUCGGCAGCUGCAUGCAGCUCUGGGGUUUGCUGCUGCUGCUCCUGCUGCUGCUGUAGGAAAGCAUCAGUCGAAGUGGGGUUAUAAUGACACAGUGCUUAUAGCAGACCCUCACAUGCGUAUAGAAAUGGGUUACAAGCCGUUUGAAGAGGCAGCGCAGCAGCAAAUUGCUGUUGCAGUGAACACGCGUGCUUGGUGGGCGUCUUGGGUUGGUAAGAGCUGGCAGCAAAUUAGCAACUUGGGUCUGUGGAAUGAUAUGAAUGAACCCUCAGUCUUCGGCUCGAAGGAACUCACCUUCCCUAGGUUGCUGCUGCACAAGCUACAACCUUCUCCUGCUGCUGCUGCUGCUGCUGCUGUUGCUGCUGCUGCUGCUGCUGCUGCUGUGGAGGCGGGUGCUGCUGCUCAUGAGGCGGAUGCGGCUGAGGGGGCGGCGGCUCCUGCUGCUAGUUCUAUUGCUGAGGCACGUGCUGCUGCAUCCCCUGCUGCAGCAGCUGCAGCAGCAGCCGCUGCUGCAGCAGCAGCAGCAGCAGCGGAUGCAGCAGCUGCUGCUAAUGGGGAGGAUCUGGUGGAGCACUGGCAAAUGCAUAAUAUUUACGGUUUGCUGCAGCAGCAGGCUUCCUAUGACGGUUUGCUGCAGCGCUCUAACGGGACCCUCAGGCCUUUCAUUCUCUCCAGGGCUGGGUUUUUGGGGUCUUGGCGUUGGGCGUUUCUAUGGACGGGGGAUAAUGAGGCCUCGUGGCCCCACCUCCGCUGCGUUGUGCCGAUGGUGCUGUCUGCUGCUGCAUGCGGACAGUCGCCUGUGGGGGCUGACGUGGGGGGUUUUGUGGGCAGCUGCUCUCCUGAGUUGCUGCUGCGGUGGCAGCAGCUCGGCGUGUGGCUCCCUUUUUACAGAGUUCAUUGCGAGAAAGCUGCAGCAAAUAGAGAGGCCUUCAGAGACAUUUUGCUGCUGCCCUUCGUACGCAGCGCUGUGCUGGACCGCUACAGGUUACUGCCGUACUGGUAUACUCUCUUUAUGGAAUAUUCUCUUUUGGGGGACCCUAUCGUUCGCCCCACCUGGUGGCUGGACUCAGCCAGCAGCAGCAGCAACAGCAGCAGCAGCAGCAACGUACAGUCGUUUCUUGUGGGUAGUCAGGUGUACGUACAGCCCGUAGUUCACUCCAUGCUGACUGAGAGAAGCCAGCAGCAGCAGCAACAGCAGCAGCAGCAGCAGCAGCAACUUGAGAUGAUCGAGUUACAUCUUCCCCGCGGCUUUCUGUGGUGGCUGCAUGUGUACCUGAGGGAGGACGGCAGCGCUGAAGGCCGCCUUUACCUUGACGACGGACUCUCUUUUAAUUAUAAACGGGGCAGCUUCCUCUAUCUCAGAAUUAAAGCGCGCCUGCUGCAGCAGCAGGAGCAGCAGCAGCAGCAGCAGCAGCAGCACGACCCUAAGAGCAGCAGCAGCAGCAGCAGCAGCAGCAGAAUAGGAAGGAGCCGCCUUGUUAUUUGGUCUGAAGCAGCACCGCUGCCUGUGGGGGGCCCCGGGGCUCCGUGGAGGUUUGGGGCGCUCGCAGCAGCAGAGCAGCUAAACACAACAAUUUCCCACGUGGCCGUUUGGGGUGUACGUACACAGCCACUCGCAGCAGUUCUGAAGAGAGGCCAAGGGCAGCAGCAGCAGCAGCAGCAGCAGCAGCAGCAGCAGCAGCAGCAGCAGCAGCAGCAGCAGCAGUUGCAUUUUUCCGUGUCUUCUUUGCCCCUGGAUCCCCAACAAGAUGAACUCCGCCAGCAACAAAAGGAAUUCAUUGCUGCUGCAGCAGCUGCUGCUGCUGAUGAUGAUGAUGAUGAGUCUGACGGUGCUGCAGAAGAGUCCUCUGCUGCUGCAGCUGCAUCCAAUCCGGAGCAGCAAGCAGCAGCACAAGUGCAGCAGCAGCACGAGGAGAUUCGAAGACAAUUGGCGGCUCUGCUGCAGCAGACGACGGAAGCAGACGAACUGCAGCAGCAACAGCAGCAGCAGCAGCAGCACUUUGCUGCUCCUUGCUACCGAGUGCUUAUCUCGACUCCUGGUGUCUCUGCAGCAGACCCCACAUGGGCGGUGGAGUUGCUGCUGUAG